Molecule: messenger RNA, 3318 nt
Organism: Zea mays
Lineage: Eukaryota; Viridiplantae; Streptophyta; Magnoliopsida; Poales; Poaceae
Product: kinesin-like protein KIN-14R
Biological process (GO): microtubule-based movement
Cellular component (GO): microtubule cytoskeleton
Molecular function (GO): microtubule motor activity; ATP binding; microtubule binding
Source: RefSeq, a predicted model, not a curated record
GAAAAAAAAUUCUCACCCUCUGGCCCCGACCCCGAGCAACGGUCGCCUCCUCCUCCUCUGCUGCGGCUGCGCUAUCGUCGCUUUUGCUUUCUCGCCCACUCGCCCUGAUUCAAUUCAAACGAGGAUCCGAUCCCGCGACCCCCACCACUCCCUUCACCUCGUCCGCCCUUCCUUCCUCACCGCCCGCGCCGACGUGAUCAGGGAUCAGGCGCUCAGUGAUCGUCACCGCGCACGACUCGUCCGUUCGUCCGUCCCUCAUCGCCGCACCGAUCCGGGCAGGCGGCGUGAGAUGGAGGACGAGGGGAGCGGCGGCCGGAGCCGGGGCCCGGACGGGUUGGCCAUCGCACCCUCCUCUCCUCCGCCGAGGGCCAAGACGGUGAGGAUGUCCGAGGCCCGCGAAUUCAUCAUCCCCUACGCCGCCGACCAGGGCCGCUUCGACGUCGGCCAACCAGAGGGUUCGCCGGAGGCUUCCGCGGGAGCGGCGCAGGACACGCCGGACUACAUCCGGAGGGGCGCCGCGCGGCACAGGGUCGUGCCGCUCAAGCCCUUCUCCGCCCCAGCCUCGCCGCCAGCUGAGGGACCGGCUUCGAGUGAGAGAUGCGGCGCCGCGGGCGGUGGUCGAGCCGUCCCAGGGGGCCCGCAACCGGAAGAGUCUGGAGAGGAUACAUCCGAUUGCUGCGGUGUGUUAAAACAGCAGUACGGUGUGCUUCUGCGGGAGAAGGAGGAAUGCAGGAGGCUGUUAGAGGACCUCAUGAGGGAGAACGUGCUCAAGACUAGGGAGUGCCGUGAAGCCCAGGAGUCUCUCCAUGAUCUGCGGAUGGAGCUGAUGAGAAAGUCCAUGCACGUUGGCUCACUAGCCUCUGCAGUUGAAGGGCAAGUGAAAGAGAAGAGUCGUUUGUGUCAAUUACUGAAAGAAUUGAGCGAAAAAUUUAUGGUAUUAAAGUCAGAGCACCAGAAUCUAAGACAAGAAUCAGUAGAGUACAGAAAAUGUGUGUUAGAUGCUUCACAAAUGUCUGCAGCAAUUCAACAAUAUGUGAGUCGAUAUGUAAGUCUGGAAUGUGAGUUUAAAGACCUCAAAGAGAAGUUCAAUGAGGAGGCAAAGGAGCGGAAAGACUUAUACAACAAGCUUAUAGAGCUAAAGGGCAAUAUAAGAGUUUUUUGUCGGUGCCGACCACUUAAUGCAGAAGAAAUAGCAGAAGGAGCUUCGUCAGCCAUUGAUUUUGACUCUGCAAAAGAUGGAGAGCUCAUUGUUAGGGGUCAUGUAUCGUCCAGAAAAAUAUACAAAUUUGAUUCUGUCUUCAGCCCUGAAGAAGACCAAGAAAAGGUUUUUGAGAAAACUGCGCCAUAUGCAAUUUCUGUGUUGGACGGAUUUAAUGUUUGCAUCUUUGCUUAUGGGCAAACUGGUACUGGUAAAACAUUUACCAUGGAAGGGAUUGAAGGUGCUCGUGGUGUUAACUAUCGAAUUCUAGAAGAACUUUUUCAAAUAAUCAAAGAAAGGGAGGGCACAUUCCAAUAUGAGAUUACUGUCAGUGUAUUGGAGGUGUACAAUGAGCAGAUUCAUGAUUUGCUACUGACAGGAUCUCAACCAGGAGCAACAACAAAAAGACUAGAAGUAAGACAAGUUGGAGAAGGGGCUCACCAUGUACCAGGACUUGUUGAAGCACGAGUGACUAACAUGAAAGAAGCUUGGGAAGUACUACGCACUGGCAGCAAAGCUAGAGUCGUGGGUUCCACAAAUGCUAAUGAGCAUAGUAGUCGAUCUCACUGUAUACAUUGUGUAAUGGUCAAAGGAGAAAACUUGAUGAAUGGAGAAUGUACAAAGAGCAAAUUAUGGCUAAUUGACCUUGCUGGAAGUGAACGGGUAGCAAAGACCGAUGCACAAGGAGAAAGAUUGAAAGAAGCACAGAAUAUAAACAAAUCACUUUCUGCACUUGGUGAUGUCAUAUCCGCUCUUGCAACAAAGACCUCACAUAUACCCUUUAGGAAUUCGAAGCUAACACACUUGCUACAAGACUCAUUAAGUGGAGAUUCCAAAACUUUGAUGUUUGUUCAAAUCAGUCCUAAUGAGAACGACGUGGGUGAAACUCUUUGUUCAUUGAACUUCGCGAGCAGAGUACGAGGCAUAGAGCUUGGUCAGGCUAAAAAACAAGUCGAUGUUGGAGAAUUGUCAAGAUACAAGCUCAUGGUUGGGAGAGCCAAACAGGAUAGCAAGAACAAAGAUGCUCAGAUUAAGAGUAUGGAAGAAAGGAUACAAGCACUUGAAGUGAAGAAUAAGGCCAAAGACUUGCUCACCCUGAAUCUCCAAGAGAAGAUCAAAGAGCUGGAAUCCCAGCUUCUAGUUGAAAGAAAGAUAGCACGGCAGCACGUCGACAACAAGAUUGCCCAGGAUCAUCUGCAGAAGCAGCACGGCAUGAAAGAAGAGAACAACUCGUACCUGAGAAGCCCAAUGGCCGAGAGGAACCUCAACUCCACAGCAGAGAAAGCAGCAGCAACACCUAAAGGCCUGUGCAUCUCCAAGCAGAUGUUCUCCGACAGCAACACCGACGCCUACAGCUUCAAGCAGCUGAUGUCACUAGGGGAGGAGGAGGAGAAGGAGAACAACCCUGAAGCCGCCGCGCAGCUGCCGGCGCCCAGUACGAAAGCGAGGCGAGUCUCGCUCGGCAACGGCGGAGGUUACCAGCAGCCGCUGAAGCCGAUUUCGCGCCGGACGUCCCUGAUACCGCUUCCGCGCCACAACUCGCUGCUGCCAAUGCCCACAGCAGCAGCAGCAGCAGUGUCGCCGCUUGACAGGAUCACGGAGAACCUGUCGUCGCGCUCGCCCUCGCCGUGCUCUCCUCCGGUCGUCUCCGUCGACAAGGGCAGCCGGAGUAGAAGGGUCAGCAGCCUCCUGCGCCGAAGCCUGCAGAAGAAGGUAGUCAUCAGGCCGUCAGUGGCGGCGCAGGCAGCGAAGAAAGCCGGUGCUGCUGCACCUGCUGCUCAAGGGACUGACAGUAGUGCACGCAGAGCGGCUCGGCGAGUGCCUGCGAGCGGCGGCGGUGUUGGUGGGCAGAAGGUGGGCAACAGAACAGGGACAAGGAGCGGGGGUGGAACAACGGGACGAGCCUCAGGAAUUUCUGACCAGUAAAAGGAGUGUUCUGUUAGAUUGCUUGUACAAAAUUCAGGUGAUGCUCGGUUUGAGUUUGUGAGUUCUCGCGUAUUGUGAGAGAACUCUACGAAUUGCUGCCGGCUACAGUCAGUCUCACAAACUUGUGUGAUGCUGUAAAACCACUUCGUGCUGAUUUUCAUUUGGAGGGUUAUCAUUGUCAUUGAGAAUCCGUC